Macrosiphum euphorbiae (potato aphid) is the source of this 204-nucleotide messenger RNA. The record is from the annotation of a GenBank genome assembly. Lineage: Eukaryota; Metazoa; Arthropoda; Insecta; Hemiptera; Aphididae.
AUGGUCCUUGAAGAAAAUACCGAGUCCGAAGAAACUGAAGAGGAGGAAAGAGAAGUCGAUGAGCCACAACCUAUGGCUCUCGAGGACAAGGAAAAGAACAAAAAAAUCGAUGUGAAGAAAGCGAAGUCGAUGAGCCACAACCCGUGGUUCUUGAGUAAAAGAAAGAGAAACAAGAAACUAAUAAGAAUAUCUAAAUAUAUAUAA